AUGGGUGAACUGGAAAAUGCUAGGUCUCUGUUUGAUGAGAUGCCGGAGAAGAAUGUUGUGAUGUGGACUGGGAUGAUCGAUGGGUUGGUUCAUUGUUAUGCGGAGAAAAGAGGGCUGAUUGCGUUUGACAUAAGGGUUGCUAAGUCGAUCAUAGAUACUUAUGCGAAAUACAUGCUGACUAGGCUGGGCAGAUUAGAGGAAGCAGAAAUUUUGGCGCUGGAGAUACCUACAGAGAUUGCUAACGUCAUGAUCUGGAGAACUCUUCUAGGAGAUUGUAGCUUUCAUGAUAACAUUGAGAUGUCCGAAAGGGGAGGUUUGGUGAAGCUGAAAGGUUCAGAAAUUUGA
Molecule: messenger RNA, 345 nt
Organism: Linum tenue
Lineage: Eukaryota; Viridiplantae; Streptophyta; Magnoliopsida; Malpighiales; Linaceae
Source: the annotation of a GenBank genome assembly